AUGCGGCAGUUCAAUGUAUUCAAGGCUGCUUGCCUCUUGCCCGCCCUGAUAUCAGCACAGUGUCCAGAGUAUAUCGAUUACGCAAAGGAGAUUCACGAGCCUUCGAGCUCUGGGAAAUACAAGCUUGCAUACCAACGUCCUUCAGAAGAAUGCCGAACGUUUAAGAACCAGGCACUGGAAGACACGAUCACGCGUCUCGAGACCGUUAUUCAUGACCCAGAUCUUUAUCGACUUUUCCAAAAUGCGUACCCUAACACACUCGACACGGCAAUCCGGUGGAAGGGAGUCGCGGCAGACAAUGCUGAAGAAGAGCUUACGUUCAUCAUUACGGGCGAUAUUAACGCGAUGUGGCUCCGUGAUUCAUCAAACCAGAUGCAAAGCUACCUGUCACUCCUUAAUGCUAGCAGCGACCCGAACUCAAUCGCAAGUCUUUACCGAGGUGUCAUCAAUCUGCAGGCUCGCUACCUCCUCACAUCGCCUUACUGCAAUUCCUUCCAGCCGCCUGUGGAGAGUGGAAUUGAGAUAGCGCUAAACAACGCCGCUAGUGAGGACACAGUCUUCCCUGCCUACUCCAACCAAUCCGUUUUUGAAUGCAAGUACGAACUUGACUCACUGGGGGCUUUCCUGCAGAUCUCUACAGACUACUACAGAGCCACGGGCGACUACGAGUUCUUUGGCAAGUUCAAGUGGAUCUCGGCUGUUGAAGCAGUCCUGAAGGUGGCACAUGAUAUGAUGUUGCCUACAUACGGACCAGAAGGAGUAGUUCUGGAAAGCUCAUACACUUUCACGCGUCUUACAACACGUGCAACUGAGACGUUUUCGAACGACGGCAUUGGCAACCCUGUUGCUAACGGCACUGGCCUCAUCAGAAGCGGUUUCCGGCCCAGCGAUGACUCGACAAUCUUUCAGCUAUUCAUCCCAGCAAACAUGAUGUUCAGUACUCUCUUAGCCUCCACAUCGGAGAUCAUGGGCAAGCUGAACGUGGGGAAUUCGGCAUCACUUGCCCAACAGAUGUCCGAUCUGUCGAAUUCACUUCACGAUGCCAUCGAAACGCACGGCACGGUCGAUCACCCCACCUAUGGCAAGGUUUACGCCUUCGAAAUUGAUGGCUUUGGUUCUACAGCGAUUAUGGAUGAUGCAAACAUCCCUUCGCUGCUCUCUGCACCCUUUCUUGGGUAUCGCAUCGAUGAACAAACCUACAUAAACACACGGAAUCUCAUCUUGAGCGCCACUAACCCGUACUACAUGCGUGGACCCGUCAUCAACGCCAUCGGUGGGCCACAUCAAGGUCCUGGUAUGGCAUGGCCGAUGGCUUCUAUUGUCCGCAUCUUGACAAGUGACAACGAUGAAGAGAUCACCAACGAAUUGAUGCAGAUUGUCAGUAGCACUGACCGACUGGGCUUGGUGCACGAGAGCAUCAACACCUUUAACCAGAGCGACUGGACAAGGCAGUGGUUCUCAUGGGCCAAUGGUCUGUUCGGGAACAUGAUUCUCGAUUUGGAGAACCGGAAACCAGGCAUCUUGGAAACGAGCUUUCAGUGA
Messenger RNA from Macroventuria anomochaeta, 1542 nucleotides. Its product is annotated as glycoside hydrolase family 125 protein. Gene Ontology annotation, biological process: carbohydrate metabolic process. The record is from RefSeq and is a predicted model, not a curated record. The transcript has a single exon. NCBI's taxonomy places the organism in Eukaryota, Fungi, Ascomycota, Dothideomycetes, Pleosporales, Didymellaceae. Bases 1 to 1542 code for a protein of 513 amino acids.